AAAAGCACUUCUCCCUGCACCGGGGGUGGCCAUGACUUGCUGUGAAGGAUGGACCUCCUGCAACGGAUUCAGCCUCCUGGUUCUGCUCCUGCUGGGGGUAGCCCUCAAUGCAGUGCCUCUGGUUGUCAACAGAAUCGAUGAAGGCCAGUUUCGUCAUAACCCCAUCUCCUGCUUUGAGUGGUGGUUCCCAGGAAUUAUAGGAGCAGGUCUGAUGGUUGUUCCGGCAACCAUAGCGUCCUUGGCCGCGAGGAAGAGAGCCUGCUGCAACAACAGAGGCGGCAUGUUUCUCUCCUCAUUCCUGAACGCGCUCACGAUCCUGGGCGCUGUGUACUGCAUACUGGUUUCGGCACAGGCGCUCGUGAAAGGCCCUCUCAUCUGUCAGUCUCCAGACAACAGUACGGCCAGCUGUGAAUUCUCACUGGACAAGUUAGGGAUGCAUCCAGAAUCCUUAGAUCUACAGUGGUUCAGCAAAGGAUCCUGCGUACUUCCAAAUGAUCCGAACUCUCCCCCUGUGAACAACUGGAGAAACGACACCGCGUCCUCCGGGUCUAAAGAAGAGAGAUACAAGACGAUCCACUUCUCCGUGUUUGUCGGUCUGCUGCUUGUGGGGGGGCUCGAGCUCCUGUUCGGGCUCAGUCAGAUACUCAUCGGUUUCCUGGGCUGUCUGUGUGGGGUCUCCAAGCGGCGGAGUCGGAUUGUGUAGUAAAUGGCAACAAAAUGAAAAGAUUAGCAGUUCGAAUCAUCUGAGAAUUACGGGUACAUUUAAAAGACAUCCUUUAGGAAGUUAUGAGUUCAAUAAUGAAACAUUAUCUAGAAAGCUGUAGUUAAUCCUUUUAGUCCAAAAGGUUGUUUUUAAGUUACUGCUAAGGUGAUUAUUUAAAAAAUCAGCCUUUUACAUGUGAAAUAAAGCAUGUUGGUAAAUACAACACAUAACGCUUUCAUGUGAAAAGGUGAAGAUCAUCAGUAGUUGACUUUGGGGAGCAAUGAAGACAAGCUCUGAAUUUGUUUUGUACCUUUCUGUACUGUUUGGGUUCCAUAACUCUAUAUUCUUCUGAGUGAAGAGGAAGGGAGGGGAAGGGAACUGGGUGGCGGAGGGAGGGAAGACAAGAAGAAACAGAAGUUCUCCUGGAAGUGAGAAUGCAGGAACUUUUUCUUAUAUUUCUCUACUGUUUAAGAAAACCCCCCCACAAUAAAUACCUAACUUAAAUGCAAUCAAGUUUUAGACUGAAUUCCUAGCUUACAGGAAAUUGAGGCAAAGAGGACAUUUGCAACUCAGACAAGUUCUAAAGGUAGGACAGUAAGUAGACAAUAGCCUUCUGUUUUCAACAAGAAAAUGCACAGGAGGAAAAAACACGGAAUGCGUUGAGGGAGCUGUUCUACACUGAGAACAGACAAACGGGAUUCCUCUGCGUGUACUGUGUGGACCCUGUUGGGACCAGUCGGGAAGCCUGUACGAAUAUGCCCCUCCCCUCCCCCUGGAGGGGGGAGGGGGGUGUCGAGGGGCCGGUUAGGUAAUAUUAAGGACUUAAUGUGAUUUUUUUUUUAUGGCUGUUAAUGAUUUCAUGGUUGUACAGGGAAAUUUCCUUAUGUUUUAGAAAUGCAUAUGUAUGUGUUUGAGAGAAAGUGUCACAUUUUUAAAAUAGUUCAGCCAAAAAUAAAGCAAUGGAAAAAUGUUAAAUUGUUAUUUUAGGUUACAGGUAUAUAAUGAGUGAUUAUACUCCUUUCCUAGGUUUGCAUUUUUACAAUAACUAAAAAAACUAUAAAUACCUAGAAAAAUAUCAGCCUGUCAAAAGCUGGUUUCUAUGUAUGACAAUCUUUAAAAGACAGGAUAUUAAAACAGUGUAUUUAUCAUAUUAAAAUGUUAUAAAACACAGACUAAAAA
This is a messenger RNA of Phyllostomus hastatus (greater spear-nosed bat), 1882 nucleotides long. It is a transcript of the gene TM4SF20, whose product is annotated as transmembrane 4 L six family member 20. NCBI's taxonomy places the organism in Eukaryota, Metazoa, Chordata, Mammalia, Chiroptera, Phyllostomidae. Bases 32 to 703 code for a protein of 223 amino acids. The record is from RefSeq and is a predicted model, not a curated record. The transcript is spliced from 4 exons. Gene Ontology annotation, cellular component: membrane.